AUGGGGGAAGGGAGGGAGGAAACAGCCCACCCGACUCUCUCUUCUAUAAAGACCUGUAGACAACCUGACGGUAACGCAAAAACUAAAGGUGUGAAGCAUGUUACGAAAGUGAAUAAGAGAAUUAAAAGGGAAAUCGAAGAUGUAUCAGAACCCAAAGUGCGGCAAAGGAGCGUUGAGCUAUCCAGGCACUUGAUCAACGUUAGAGAAAUUCUGACAUGGUCGAACGCGACACCCAUACGUAGUCACACGGAUAUCGGCUACCUUUGCUGCUAUUGUAACGAUUACUUCAUAGACCCGGCUGAUUUGAAACGGCACACGUUAGAAAAUCACGAGGGUAUCAACAAUUCAAGUUUCACGAAACGUAGGGACCUAAACGCGUUCUACGUCAAAGUUGACAUCACCGGACUUAGCUGUAGACUGUGUAAUGGAGAGUUCGAUACUAUAGAAACUCUAAUAAUCCAUCUCAAAGAUGUACAUAAGAAGAGAUUGUUCACGGAUAUCAAGAAUCAUUUGAUAUCGUUUAAGUUUGAGAACGACGUUUUGAAAUGUUUUAUAUGCUCGUCGAAAUUUUCCAGAUUUAAAGGAUUACUUGAGCAUAUGAACUUGCAUUGCAGGAAUUUCGUUUGUAACAUAUGCGACGCGGGUUUUGUGAAUCGUAAACGACUUAUCGUUCACCAGGAGAAGCACAAGACAGGGAUUUUUCAAUGCGAGAUCUGUUUGGAGGAAUUCUCGACUCUGCCCAAGAAGAAGCUGCAUAUAAAAUCAAUUCACAAACCCGUCAAGUUUCGGAAUAAGUGCGGUUAUUGUAACGAAACUUUCAAAGAUUACCAUCAGAAGUUAAAACAUUUAACCGUUGUCCACCAAGUCGAACAGCACGCUUACAAGUGCGAAGCUUGCGAUCGGGUAUACCGUACUCGGAAAUCUUUUCGAGUUCACAUCCAAAGGGAUCAUUUGUUACAAAGGCCUCAUCAUUGCAGCGAAUGCGAUAAGACCUUUUAUUCCGGUUCCGCGUUAAAAUGCCACAUGCUGAAACACACUGGUUUGAGAGAAUUCCAGUGCGAUGUUUGUCUAAAAUCGUAUGGGCGUAAGUCUACAUUGCGUGAUCAUAUGCGCAUACAUGCGGAUGAUAGGAGAUUUAAAUGCGAGCAUUGUGGUCAGGCCUUCGUGCAGAAGUGUAGCUGGCGUGGUCAUAUGCGAGCGAAGCAUGGAGAAGAAGUUUGAAUUGUAAAUAUUAAGCUUAUUUAUUUUGUUACAAAAUUGAUGAAAAAAAAUCUUGUUGUGACUUGUUUAGUUAUACAGUUAUUAUGUAAUAAGUUAUUGAAAUACACUUUCGUAGAAAUAAAGACUAGAUUCAUUAAAAGUUAA
Melitaea cinxia (Glanville fritillary) is the source of this 1365-nucleotide messenger RNA. RefSeq names its product zinc finger protein 664-like. Gene Ontology annotation, cellular component: nucleus. The transcript is spliced from 2 exons. NCBI's taxonomy places the organism in Eukaryota, Metazoa, Arthropoda, Insecta, Lepidoptera, Nymphalidae. The record is from RefSeq and is a predicted model, not a curated record. Bases 1 to 1221 code for a protein of 406 amino acids.